Molecule: messenger RNA, 1069 nt
Organism: [Candida] anglica
Lineage: Eukaryota; Fungi; Ascomycota; Pichiomycetes; Serinales; Debaryomycetaceae
Source: the annotation of a GenBank genome assembly
UGGGGAAUUAAAUAUAAACUGAGUAUUAUGAUGUAUUAAACGAGAAAUAAAACUCUGUGAUCUAUGGAGAUUAAAUCACAGUAAGUUUUUUCUGUAUCUUUACCAAUCAAAGGGCACACCACAAUCUUUGAGAAGUGUUUUAAAAAGUUUCUCCAUGCCCCUUAUCAGAUCCAAAUUCAACCUGUGGUAUGUUAUUCCACUCAUUGGUCUAGUGGUGUGGUGGGGAAUGUUAAUUGCACUUAUAUCCUGCUGGAUACUACAAGGCCGCCCAAUCGACCCUAUGGUCGCUAUCGAUAAUCCACUUGACACACUGAACCCAGUCUUUGUAUCUGACGUGGGUGCUACCAACCUUCAACCCUUAUUUAUCUCAUGUACAGGCUUCCAGGCAAUCUUCUUUGCAGGCACUCCCAUCUUAGAACAUUAUCUCCGGUCAUCAUAUGAACUUCAACCUUAUAUUUCUACUAAGCAACCAUGGAUUGUAAUCUCCUCGAUCGUCUGUGCGGUCAUUGGUCAACUCGGAAUCGUGUUCGCUUCUAUCUUUAACACAAACUCGUUCCACACCGUUCAUAUGUCAAUGUUGUGUAUCUUUAUCGUCUUUAUCAUUUUUUCCUGUAUAUUUUCCUGUUUCAAUUCGUAUAUUUUCGGUUGGAAUAUCAGUCCAGAUAAUGAAGAUGUGAUUUCACGUCCACACCGGCGGCAAGUUCUUUACAAGAUAUCAUAUUGUUGUAAGUGCAUUUGGCUCUUGGGGGCGAUUUCCUGUGGAAUUGGAUAUGGAGUCUAUUUGUAUAUAUAUAUUGUGGAUUUGUCUGCUCGGUUUGAAUGGAUUCUUUUCUUUUGGUAUGGUCUUUUGCCCUUGAUAUGGGCAGUUGAUUUAUUCGCAUCCGCAAUGAAACAAGAAAACUCAUCAGAAAAAGAUCCAUUUGCAACAUCCUUGGAACUUAAUCAUUCAACAGGCAAUGAUCAGGAAGCCAUUCUGGAAUGUGGGUCUUUCCGAAGAUCCCCAUAAAAUGUUCCUACCUCAAAAGGGGUAACCAAUUAAUUUAUUCAUAAACCAGUGCCAGAAUUCAAU